This is a messenger RNA of Daldinia decipiens, 767 nucleotides long. RefSeq lists its product as uncharacterized. The transcript has a single exon. The record is from RefSeq and is a predicted model, not a curated record. The coding region runs from base 120 to 437 and encodes 105 amino acids. NCBI's taxonomy places the organism in Eukaryota, Fungi, Ascomycota, Sordariomycetes, Xylariales, Hypoxylaceae.
ACCUACAUAGUUCAUCUACGAUCUAAGUUUAUAGUCUUGGUGGCUAGAACAUCGUUGAAUGGUAGAUGAACCUUACCUCUAUUUGCUUCUACAACUUUGCGAGAUCUACGUAAAACACCAUGGAUCGCCCCCGACCUCCCCGUCCGCUCGACGAGACUAUCGCGAAAGCAAACGGGUCAUCUGUCGCCUUAGAUGCCACUAGGGAAAAUCUUGAGGCAGGAAAAACGGCACCUACCCCGUCGCUUAAGGAAAUCAUCGAAAUCAGAACUCGCGAGAAUGGUCGGUUGCGUGAAGAAUUAGCAUAUCUCCACCAAAUUCAAAUAUUAGGUGAAAAUCUUCGUGAGGAGGUUCAAUACCUUAGCGAAAGGCUGCAACUUGCCAUCAGCAGCUUUCGUAAGGGCCUAAAUGAUAUCAACAGGGCGAGGUAUAAUGUCUGAGUAGGUACUUAGGUACCUAAUACUUGGUAUAUCUGUUGGGCUACGGAAUGAUAGAAUUGCUUUAUAUGAGUCUACCUAGGUAUUUAAUGACGAAGGUCCAUAGGAGACGAAUUGAAAGGAUAUAAGAGGUCAAACAGAGAUCAACUCCGUGAUACAUGUCCUAGAAAAAAAGCCAAUCAGAAUUAGAAACGAACUUCCGUUACUUUCGUGGUCCAAGGUUGAAAAUCCAAUCUUUUAACGUCAACAUCUGUAUGAGCGGCGUGUUCGAGGAUAUCCGUGAUAACACGGGUUGUUGAUGGGUUCGUACAUACUUUCAGGUUAGAAACUCCU